AUGACGGCCAGCUCGGAUCCGCAGAGUCUGCCAAGCGCGAUCCCUGCCGGCUUCGCGCGCGCGGCUGCCGCGAUGCACCCGACCGUGCGCUCGCUGCUCGUCGAAGGCGCAGACCCAGCGACGGUCCCGGUCGAUGACCUGCUCGCCGCGCUCGGGCGCGAGGGAUCGCCGACGGCGGCGGAAUACGGCUCUGUGAUGGCCGUGCCACAGUCCCUCUCCGCGAGGGCGUGUGCCGCUCUGCGGGCCGCCGUCGACUCGCAGCGCCGGCUCGAGGCGGACUCUGUGGACGGCCAGGCGGAGCACCAGCUAAAUCUCAGCCGGGCGGCGCUCGAGGCCCUCGUCGGCAGCGCGGAGGCGGCCAAGCUAUGGAGGCUGCCCACCGCAUUUCGCGCGCGCACCGCCGUCGCGCGGUACUCGGCGGAGACGCGGCCGUGGAUUGCCUUCCACCCCGACGCCUACGAGGUGACCGUCAAUGUCGCGCUCUCGGACGAUGCGUCGCACGAGGGAGGCCGCCUGCUCGGCGUGUUCGGCGGGGCGGUGCAGCCGCUGCUGCGGGCCGAGGGCGACGCCACCGUGCACUCCUCCCGGCUGCUGCACGCCGUGAGCGCGAUGACGGGAGGCACGCGGUACGCCCUCAUCCUCUUCUUCGACCGGCGAGCGCGCGCUGGCCGGCGCACGCGCUGGAGCACGCCCGCCGCCGCCGUGUCAAAGGUCGAAGGUCGGGAUGCGUUUUCUGUAAGAGUGAGCGGCGGCGGGGUAGGGCAGCUGUUAGGUUAG
Emiliania huxleyi CCMP1516 is the source of this 777-nucleotide messenger RNA. RefSeq lists its product as hypothetical. The transcript has 4 exons. The record is from RefSeq and is a predicted model, not a curated record. Lineage: Eukaryota; Haptophyta; Isochrysidales; Noelaerhabdaceae. Gene Ontology annotation, molecular function: L-ascorbic acid binding; oxidoreductase activity, acting on paired donors, with incorporation or reduction of molecular oxygen; iron ion binding. Bases 1 to 777 code for a protein of 258 amino acids.